AUAGUACACCUUAUUUCUAAGUACCUAAUUUUCUCAGCCUUACUCAAGACCCAUAUUUAUUUUGAAGACUAUCCAGGGUUGAUCCAAUCGAAACUCAUACGCACAUCCCUGCUCACAUCCCUCCAGGAAUUUCUAGCGGUAAAGUUCCUCAGCCUUACACAUGAGCUGAUGAUGUCGUUGAUUGAGAAAUAGCAUUGAUAUACUUUUGACGGCCAAUUAAGUGCAUGAGAACCGAACUUUCCACAUAAGACCCCUCAAAUGAAAAGUCAAUACUCACUACAUGAAAUUCGAAUAAUCUACGAUCCAAUCUGCAAGCUAGGGUUAUAGCUAACUCGGUUCGCUCAUCAUGUCGGCUAAGAAACUCAUAGUGUGCGGCGGGAAUGGGUUCGUCGGAUCUAGGAUAUGCAAAUAUGCCGUUGCUAGGGGUUGGGACGUGACAUCCGUAAGUCGUUCAGGAGAACCGAGAUGGGACACAGUUACAGCAUCAGACAAACCACCGCAAUGGGCUCGGAAAGUGACCUGGGAACGGGCCGACAUCAUGCGCCCAGCAACAUACGCGCCACUGCUCAAGGGUGCCGAUUUUGUCGUCCACAGCCUCGGUAUCCUGCUAGAAGCCGACUAUAAAGGCGUGUUGCAAGGCCAAGAAUCCCCCAUCGAGGGGUUGCGGAAGGCAUUCUCGGCCGCGCCGCAGCCCGGGAACCCGCUAGACCGGAAGGUGCCGGAAGGCAGUAACGAGGAUAUCCGGCCGCCUGAAACUCGAAACCAGCUCACGUACGAGAGCAUGAACCGCGACAGUGCCAUCAUGCUAGCUAAGGAGGCCGCGCGUGAAAACGUCGCCGUGUUCGCGUAUAUCUCGGCGGCCGCUGGUGCCCCUGUGUUGCCCGCGCGGUAUAUCACGACAAAGCGCGAGGCCGAGAGUACUAUCGCGAGCGAGUUCCCACGUAUGCGGGGUGUUUUUAUCCGCUCGCCGUUCCUAUACGAUACCUCGCGACCCAUCACUAUCGGGAUGGCAGCCAUGACGGGACUAGGCGCCGCCUUCAACGGGUUCACGCGCGGGGUCCUGGGCGGGUUUAUGGGCGCCGCCGGCGUCAAGCCGCUAAAAGUAGACAUCGUGGCCGAGGCCGUCGUCGAAGCCCUAGGUGACGAGAAGGUUAAGGGGCCUGUGGAACUGGCCGAGAUCGAGGAACUGGCUAACAAAUCAUGGAGGAAGACCAUGGUCUGAAAUAUCGAUUGAGCUAUGUGUUGUAUUAAUGCACGCCUAUAAACUGUAUCAUAGCUGUCCAACGCCGCCGAAGAAUGCCUGCAGUGUAAUCUAAUCGUGUACCAGUACGGCCCGUCUGAUGAUGCUUGUGUGAACGCCCCCAGUACAGUAAAACCACCUAUCGUCUUUUCAAAUCAUAGUCC
This is a messenger RNA of Daldinia decipiens, 1404 nucleotides long. RefSeq names its product NAD(P)-binding protein. The record is from RefSeq and is a predicted model, not a curated record. Lineage: Eukaryota; Fungi; Ascomycota; Sordariomycetes; Xylariales; Hypoxylaceae. Gene Ontology annotation, cellular component: mitochondrion. The coding region runs from base 347 to 1222 and encodes 291 amino acids. Gene Ontology annotation, molecular function: protein-containing complex binding. The transcript has 2 exons.